CACUCAGCAGGAAGAGGCAGCCAAAGCAAGAUGAAACUGUCCACGGCUGUCAUUUUCUGCUCUUUGUUUCUCUGCGUCAACAGCCAAAAUUGGUUGUCGUUCAUAAAGGAAGCUGGUCAAGGGACCAGAGACAUGUGGAGAGCCUACAGAGACAUGCGAGAGGCCAAUUACAAAAAUUCAGACAAAUACUUCCACGCCCGGGGGAACUAUGAUGCUGCGCGAAGGGGCCCUGGCGGUGCCUGGGCGGCCAAAGUGAUCAGUGAUGCCAGAGAGGCUUAUCCGAGAAUCACAGACUUUUUUCUGCAUGGAGACAGUGGCCACGGACUGGAAGACUCCAGGGCCGACCAAUUUGCCAAUGAAUGGGGCAGGAGUGGCAAAGACCCCAAUCACUUCCGGCCUAGAGGCCUGCCUGAGAAGUACUGAGUUUCAUCCUCACCUGCACUCUGGAGACCCGACUGUGAGCCUCAGCG
Sorex araneus (European shrew) is the source of this 470-nucleotide messenger RNA. RefSeq names its product serum amyloid A-3 protein-like. Gene Ontology annotation, cellular component: extracellular region. NCBI's taxonomy places the organism in Eukaryota, Metazoa, Chordata, Mammalia, Eulipotyphla, Soricidae. The transcript has 4 exons. The record is from RefSeq and is a predicted model, not a curated record. Bases 31 to 423 code for a protein of 130 amino acids.